Molecule: messenger RNA, 726 nt
Organism: Scheffersomyces coipomensis
Lineage: Eukaryota; Fungi; Ascomycota; Pichiomycetes; Serinales; Debaryomycetaceae
Exons: 1
Coding region: 1-726 (241 amino acids)
Source: RefSeq, a predicted model, not a curated record
AUGAGACUUGUUGCACCCCUUUCUUUAUUAGCUUCUUCAGCUUUAGCUGCUUUACAAGAAGUUUCAUUAUUUGUUACUUCUGAUAACCCUUCUAUCAAUGGAAGUGGUGUCCGUGCCCCGCAUGAAGGUGCUGGUAUCAAUUAUCUUUUCGAUGCUAGUGAUGGUAGUAAAUUUGUAAAUGCUAAUACAAUCCCAUUAGUCUAUAAUACUACUUAUCAAGGAUUAUUCUGGAAAUCACAACCUGAUUUAAGUCAAUAUUUCGGUGUUUCUGCUGAUGGUUCAGCUGGUUAUGGUAUUGCUCAAUUAAGUAUAGCAGUUUCUGGAACUGGUGUUACCUUCAAAAAUGGGUUCUUGGCUUAUGAAGGUUCAACUAAAGGUUUCUACGCUUUAGGUAAUAUUAGUGAUCCAUAUAAUUAUUCGAAGGGAAGUUUAGCCAUUGUUAGAGAUCUUGAUGCUUCACCAAAAGGAGGUAUUCCAAUUUCUUUGACUGCUGUAUUUGGAGGUGCAUCUUCUGCUCCUCCAGCUCCACCAUCAACUAAAGCUCCAGUUCCGUCAUCUACUAAAGCUCCAGCUCUAGUUUCAACUGUUGCCACACAAACUAUAACCACAUCUGCAGCUAAAUCUACUACUACAGUUGCUGUUAUAUAUAAAGGUAACGCUGAUGGUGCUAUUGUCCCAGGUACUUUCUUAGGUGCUGCUGCUCUUGUUGCUGGGUUGUUAAUGUGA